Molecule: messenger RNA, 5117 nt
Organism: Spodoptera exigua (beet armyworm)
Lineage: Eukaryota; Metazoa; Arthropoda; Insecta; Lepidoptera; Noctuidae
Source: the annotation of a GenBank genome assembly
GCAUCGCUUGGUCGGUCGGGAAACGCAAUCCGCGAGCGCUUCAGCGAGGUGCGGGACCCGACACCGUCAUCGCAUCGCAUCCCGCUAGCCCGCCUCGCCACACUAUCCGCCGACAGCCGCCAGUCGCCGCUCCGCAAGUCGACGCUCUGCACGGUGCACUCGCAUCCUGCUGCUCGCGAGACGACCACUGUCAUAUCGCGCGCGGACAAUUCCAUCACUUAUUCAUUUUCUAAAUUUAAAAUUUCUAUUCUUUUGUUUUAAGUUUCAAAAUGAGACCAAUUAUUUUUUUUAAGUUUUUAUUACUUUUUAACUUUUUAACUCUAACUUUUUCUAAACACUGCCCGCCAAAAUGCCAGUGCUUCCGCAGCAAGGUCGCGUGUUUACACCAGGACCUUUCGACGGUCCCGAAGCCGGCAUCCGACACCCACAGUCUGGAUCUAAGGUUCAACAAGAUUACGGACAUCGAGCCAGGAGUGCUGUCCCACCUGCAUUCGCUGCGCUCCUUGCUUCUCAACGACAACCGGCUUCGAGAACUGGUCUCCGGCACCUUCCAUGGACUCCGCAAGCUCAAGUACCUGUACCUGUACAGGAACCGCAUCCAGUACAUCGAGCAAGACGUGUUCCAGGGACUCGAGCACUUGGAGCAACUGUACUUGCAUAUUAACGAGAUCCACCAAAUCGACCCGCAAACGUUUUCCAAUUUGCCACGAUUGGAGAGAUUAUACUUACACAACAACCAUAUCAAGAGGAUUCCGCCAGGUUCAUUCUCAGCCAUGCCUAAACUACGCAAGUUACGUUUAGACAGCAAUGCCCUCAUAUGUGACUGCUCGAUGCUGUGGCUCGUGAAGAUGAUGGCCCAACAUAACGACAUGUACAUUGACGCCACUUGUUAUCAACCUGCCCGAGUCACAGGAAUGCCACUUUCUAUAAUGGAAGAACGGGACUUUGAAUGCAAAAUUCCCGAAAUCCAGAAGGAUCCUGAAGACAUUACCGUGAACUUCGGAGAAGCAGCUAUGUUCACUUGUGUCGUUACUGGCGACCCGACACCCGAUAUAAUCUGGCUACGAGACUCAAACGAAAUUCCUAUCGACGGAACCCGGUACGAGGUUAUGGAAAACGGAACUUUAAUGCUUCACGACAUCACAGAUGUUGACACCGGAUAUUUUGAAUGCAUGGCCAAAAAUCCAGUCGGUGAAGUGCACUCUAAACCUGCUAAAAUGACUGUCCAACACAAAAGAGACAGCGCAAAUCUGCAAAAAGCCGCUCCUGUAUUCACCGUACGGCCUCAGAAACAGUUCGCUAAGCUUGACCAGUCUAUAAACUUUGACUGUGCUGCUAAUGGUCACCCGAAACCUCACGUUGCUUGGUUUUUUAAUGGCGAGAGAAUUUUGUUGAAUGAACGUAUUUCAAUACGACCAAAUGGAUCUAUUUUCAUUGACGACAUCCAAGAGUCGGAUGCAGGCUUGUACACGUGUCUGGCUGAAAACAUCAAUGGAAAAGUGAACACAUCUGCAACCCUUGAAGUAAUGGUUCCGCCCACAUUUAUCCUGGAGCCACAUAACAAAACGGUAAGAAUUGGAGACGACGUCGAAUUUAUAUGUACUGCUAAAGGAGUGCCAAAACCGCUUAUCAAUUGGUUUAGAAACACAUUAGUUUUACCUUUAACUGAAAAUAUUAUUUUGAGCAAUGAAAACCAAAACUUGACUAUUCUGUCAGUGACUGCUGAUGAUGAAGGUAUAUACCACUGCAGAGCAGAAAAUGCUGAAGGCUAUGUUGAAGGUUCAGCUUUCUUAACUGUUGAAAACUAUGAGAUUAUUCGACCACGUAUUGUUUUAAAACCAGAGGACACCGAUGCUUACAGAGAAUCAUCAGUUCAGUUGCCAUGUGAAAUUGAAAGUGAGCCUCCUGCCACUGUAGAGUGGAGAAAAGAUGGUUCGUACUUAGAUGACAGCCGAAAACAUUCGAUAACAAUAAUUGGAAGUUUAAUCUUGCAUAAUUUGACAUUAAGAGAUACAGGCAGGUAUGAAUGUUCAGUUUUCAACGAAUACGGUCGGGAUACUGCAUCUGCUUUUCUAACCGUUAAAGACCGUGUUAUACCCGGCGACGAAUACGUCAACAUAGCACUGACCGAAGCGACAAGAGACGUAGACCUUGCUAUAGAGCGAACUAUGGAUGAGUUAUUUAACAACAACAACACUUCCAAGACAGAUAUUAGCCGAUUGUAUCGAAUUACGAGUUUCCCGAAUGCGCCAGCUAGAGAAGUCGCUCGUGCUGCUGAAAUAUAUGAAAGAACUUUAGAUAAAGUUAGGGACUUCAUUCAAUCUGGGCAUAAAGUAACCUCAGCUGAACCAUUCUUGUACCAAAACGUACUAUCUAAUCAACACCUCGAAGUAAUUGCACGUCUAUCUGGUUGUGUCGCUCAUAGAGACAAGAACGAGUGUUCUGAUAUGUGUUACCAUAGCAAAUACCGCAGUUACGAUGGCAGCUGUAAUAAUUUUGCUCACCCUACUUGGGGGUCAUCACUGAGUGGAUUUAGAAGAAUUCUUUUUCCGAUAUAUGAAAACGGAUUCAGUCAACCUGUAGGAUGGAACAAAGAUAUUAAAUAUAAUGGUUUUUCACUACCAAGCGCCCGUUUAGUAUCUACUUCAAUUAUAACAACUGACGACAUUUCUGAAGACCAAAAGUUGACCCACAUGGUCAUGCAAUGGGGCCAGUGGUUAGAUCAUGACUUGGAUCAUGCUUUACCAUCAGUGAGUUCACAGACAUGGGACGGCGUAGAUUGCAAAAAGACCUGUGCUUAUGCAGCGCCUUGUUUUCCAAUAGACGUUCCUCCAAAUGACCCUCGGAUUACCAAUCGUCGUUGUAUCGAUUUUAUCAGAACGAGUGCCGUAUGUGGAUCUGGUAUGACAUCUGUACUAUUUGGAACCCUACAACCGCGAGAACAAAUCAAUCAACUGACUUCCUUUAUAGAUGCCUCACAAGUGUACGGUUUCGAAAAAUCCGUAGCAGAAGACUUGCGAGACUUGACGAAUGAAAAUGGUUUAUUGCGUGUGGGUGUGACUUUCCCUGGCAGAAAGCCCUUGCUUCCUACCGUGGGAAUUAAUGGAAUGGACUGUAGACGGAAUUUGGAUGAAAGUAAUCGUAAUUGUUUUGUUGCUGGUGACAUCAGAGCGAACGAACAAAUUGGUUUAGCAGCAAUGCAUACUAUUUGGAUGCGUGAGCAUAACCGAAUUGCCAUACAGCUGAAAGUUUUGAAUCCAUUUUGGGACGGUGAUCGAGUAUAUCAUGAAGCAAGAAAAAUUGUAGGUGCACAAAUACAGAUCAUUACUUACGAGCAUUGGCUCCCGAUUAUUUUGGGUGCAGAAGGAAUAAAACAACUAGGCCAAUAUAAAGAGUAUGAUCCCAACCUGAAUCCGUCGGUUUCUAAUGUUUUCGCAACUGCUGCUUUACGAUUUGGACAUUCUAUGAUAAAUCCAUUACUACACCGUUACGAUGAAAACUUUGAACCAAUUGCGGAAGGCCAUCUUUUACUUCGACACGCAUUUUUCUCACCGUGGAGACUUGUCGACGAAGGUGGCGUAGAUCCUCUACUGCGAGGCAUGUUCACAACACCAGCGAAGCUAAAAACUCCAACGCAAAAUUUAAACUCUGAAUUAACUGAAAAGCUUUUCUAUAGUGCCCACGCUGUAGCUCUUGAUUUAGCAGCUAUCAAUAUCCAGCGAAGCCGUGAUCAUGGUAUUCCUCCGUACACUAAAUGGCGUCAGUUUUGCAAUAUGUCAGAAGUAAAUGACUUUGAUGACUUGGCUGGCGAAAUUACUGAUGAAACGGUACGUAAUAAAUUGAAGGAGCUUUAUGGUUCAGUGCAUAAUAUUGACGUAUGGGUUGGAGGUAUCCUUGAAAAUCAAGUGGAGGGUGGUAAAGUAGGGCCAUUAUUCAGAUGCUUGCUUGUGGAACAGUUCCAACGCCUUCGAGAUGGAGAUAGGUUCUGGUAUGAAAAUCCAUCAGUAUUCAAACCAGACCAACUACGACAGUUAAAAGAGACGAGCCUGGCACGAAUUCUUUGUGACAACGGUGACAAUAUCGAUACCAUUGGCGAAAACGUAUUUCUUCUUCCUGAGGUUCAAGACGGAUUGGUUUCCUGCGAGGACUUGCCAUCAAUGGACUUACGGUACUGGGCUGACUGUGAAACUUGUGGCGAGAACGGAGGGCUGGAAAGAGCGAAACGCCGAGCUCGCAGGGACACCGAAACAGAUGAUGACAUUUUAAUUGAUGAAGCACGCAUCAACGGCCUUGAAGAUUCGCAGCAUGAAAUGGAGAACACUAUUGCAUCGUUGAAAAAACGAAUUGAAUACUUAGAAGAGACCUGCAAAGCGGACUAAACAAUACCUGCAAACAAGCUGUUAUUUUGGAAAUGUUUUAAAAUUUUUAGAAGCCUAUUCUAAAUACACCUAUAAUGUUUCUACUAUCUUUUUACACAAAAGCUUUAAACCUAUCAUACGUGGUCCAACUAAUUAAGAUUAAUUUAACUUUCUAUUUCCCUAUUAAUUUAAUUUCCUUCUUUUUUAAAUUUACUUAUCAUGGUACCUUUGCUAUUAAUUAUGAUUAAUUUUGCGAUAUCCGUUGUUUAUUUUAUUAAGUAAUUUUGAUGAAAUCACGAAGAACUAAACAUUGUAAGCCUGUACCUAGGUAUCUGUUUUUAGAAAAAAAAGUACUUAAUUAUAAUCAAUAACAACCAAAAUGAGGACAAAAGUAUUAGAAGUAAGGAACUGUUUAUUCGUUACAUGUAUUGUAAAUGUUAUUUUUAUGAUAUAUUUUUUAAUAAUUUUCUAUUUUUAUAUGUUAUUAUUAUUCCGUUUUUGGUUAACUGUGAUGGGCAGCAAAUUACGUCUUUUUGUUAAUAUUUGUUUAGUUUGGAGACGACAAAAUUUCACUGUUAAUUACGAGUUCUCUUUUAUAAUUUGAUAUUUUCGCAGCCCAGGAUUUAUAAAAUAUUAGUUAUUACACAUGUGUUAUUAGAAAUAUUAUAUUCCUAUUUGUAAGGGCGCGCAAUCGUCAAAUAGUUUUACAAAUAUCCUUAAAUCUCCGGAAACCCAAUCUACAAAAGAUCGGCAACACAC